AUGUCGCAACAAUCCAGCUCAUCUUCCUCCAAGAACAUGUCUGAUUCCUCUAGCUCUGAAUCAUGCAACCCUAACAGGGAAGAUCCUGUUGCUGACUCUGCGAAUACCUCACAUGCAAGAAGACCUAAAGAAACUGUAUCAGGCUUCUCCUCAGCAAUCGCGCUGGAUGAACAAACCAGAGAAGGUUCCAGGUAUGUUCACAAUGCCAUUGCAACUAUGGUGACUGGAAUACUGUCUGGUAAUCAUAAGGUCCUUGGGGUUUCCAUUCCCUUAAAUACUAUUGUACCUGAUAAUGUUGCUUAUCAAGAAAAUACAAUCUCUUUAGGAAAGAAUGUCUAUGCUGAUGCUGAGCAAACUGAUGCUCAUAAGGGGUCAAAUAUUGACAAACCCUUAGAUAAUGUGGGUGGUGAGGAAGUCCGUGUCACUCAUGAUGUCAGUGACAACCCUAACUGUGAAGCUGAAAUAGUAGACCUGGAGGAAUUUUCUGAUAAUGAGUUGUUGUCCUCAGUUGUCCCUAGCAUAGCCAAAAGGGUUAGGACUAGGAGAGAACAGAAAACAGUGGCUCAAAGGUCCCCCAGAAAGAAGAUUGAUGUGCCAACCUCUCCCAAUCCAAAGGUGGUAGAGAGUUCCCUCAAGAGGAAAGGUCACGGUCCAACAAAAACUUGGAGCAAAGGGGUGCCCAAGAAAAAUAAGACCAAGUCUGUUGUUGUUGAGUCUGACUCAGAUGUUCCAUGUGAUGUCCCUGACACUCUGUCAAAGAAGAAGCCAACCACUAGCAAGCUUGCAGCUAGUGUCUCUGAGGUACCAAUUGACAACAUAUCGUUCCAUUUUGCUUCAAGUGUAAACAGGUGGAAAUAUGUUUAUCAGAAGAGGCUGGCUCUGGAAAGGGAAUUGGCUCAGAAUGUCCUGGAAUGUAAGGAGAUUAUGGACCUUAUUCAAGAGGCAGGUUUAAUGAAGACUGUGACUCAGUUCUCAAAGUGCUAUGAGAUGCUAGUAAAGGAAUUUAUUGUCAAUGUGUCUGAAGAAUGUGUUGAUGGAAAGUCUAAGGAAUUCAGAAAAGUGUAUGUGCGAGGCAAGUGUCUACAUUUCUCUCCCUCAGUGAUCAACAUGUAUUUGGGAAGGCCUGAUGUAGCUCAACUUGAACUUGAGGUGACUGACAACAAAAUCUGUCAAGUCAUCACUACUAAUCAAGUAAGGAAGUGGCCUCUCAAAGGUAAGUUGGUGGCCAGCAAACUGAGUGUCAAGUAUGCAAUGCUGCACAAAAUUGGAGUUGCUAACUGGGUGCCCACCAAUCAUAAAUCUACAGUUGUUGUAAUGCUUGGAAAGUUCAUAUAUGUUGUUGGAACCAAAGCCAAUUUUGACUAUGGAUCCUAUAUUUUUUAUCAAACUUUGAAGCAUGCAGGAAGCUUCAGUGUGAAGGGGCCUAUAGCCUUUCCCUCCCUCAUCUGUGGUAUUGUGUUGAAUCAAUUUCCAAACAUAUUAACAGAGAAUGAUUCUGUGAAGAGAAGAGAUAGCCCUUUAUCCUUCAAUCAUAAAUUGUUCCUAGGUACGCAUGUUCCUGACGUUGCCAUGGCAACAAGUGAGACAUCAAGUGUAUGCAAUCAACCAGGUAAAGCUGAUGUCAUUGCAAUGCUCAAAGAAACGUGCAAGGAAUUAGAGGCAAGGAAGCUCAAUUUGGAAAAAUUGAUUAUCAAGUUGGAGAUGACUGAAGGUGAUGUGCUUGGUGAGGCUGUUGCUGCUGCAGAAGGAGAUGAAAGACAAGGUGAAGAGGGAGAAGCAGACGCCAGUCCUGAGGAUGGCACAGAUGAUGAUGCUGACUCUGAGUCAGAUAACUAG
This is a messenger RNA of Lathyrus oleraceus (garden pea), 1836 nucleotides long. RefSeq lists its product as uncharacterized. The transcript has a single exon. NCBI's taxonomy places the organism in Eukaryota, Viridiplantae, Streptophyta, Magnoliopsida, Fabales, Fabaceae. The record is from RefSeq and is a predicted model, not a curated record. The coding region runs from base 1 to 1836 and encodes 611 amino acids.